CGACAGGACAACCACCAGAGGAAGAGUGCAUCUUGAUUUGGCCGCGGAGGAACUGGACGUUACCCUCAGCAACAGCUACUGGCUGCUUCACAACGCGUACACACUCCCUCCGCGGGAGAUGAGGAAACUGCAAGACCGUCUGCGCGCUGUGGAAUUCAUCUACGUGAAACUGAACCUUUUCGACGUAGCUAACAUGACGGAUUUUACUACAAUUUUGAACAAUCAUGAAUUAACCUCCAUCCGCAUUAACGUGAGCACCGCUAGUCACUACCUCUUCAAAAAACGCUGGCUGCAGCACACCUCUGGUGGAGACGAGGACGGUAUCAGUACUAGUAAAAGCAUGUGUGAACAUCAACAACACGCAUCCGCAGAAAGCGGAAGUCUCCCGCUCCACGGCGAUCUAAAGGAAAACUUCGACGCGCUGAUGAUGUUGGCAUCGGUGAAAGUGAAGGAGACGUGGCUCUUGCGAGACACGAGCUUGCGAACGAUCAACCCUUAUAAUCUCAAGCGACAUAAU
Molecule: messenger RNA, 517 nt
Organism: Amoebophrya sp. A25
Lineage: Eukaryota; Dinophyceae; Syndiniales; Amoebophryaceae
Source: the annotation of a GenBank genome assembly